Molecule: messenger RNA, 1265 nt
Organism: Alexandromys fortis (reed vole)
Lineage: Eukaryota; Metazoa; Chordata; Mammalia; Rodentia; Cricetidae
Gene: Cela1
Product: chymotrypsin like elastase 1
Exons: 8
Coding region: 144-944 (266 amino acids)
Biological process (GO): proteolysis
Molecular function (GO): serine-type endopeptidase activity
Source: RefSeq, a predicted model, not a curated record
ACUGACAUGUCACCUGUGCUUUCCCGCCCGCUACCCACAGCCCUGCCCAGCUGGCAGCAGGAAGGUCAGCAAAGCUGCUGAUAAGAGGGGUAUAAAGAGGGCUUGCCUCAUGGCAAGGGGCAGUGGGCUACCUUCUCGGCAACAUGUUGCGCUUCCUGGUGCUCGCCUCCUUGGUCCUGUGUGGACACAGCACCCAGGACUUUCCAGAAACUAAUGCACGGGUGGUCGGAGGGGCUGAAGCCCAGAGGAACUCUUGGCCAUCUCAGAUUUCCCUCCAGUACCAUGAUGGAGGGUUAUGGUACCACACCUGUGGAGGGACCCUCAUCCGGCGAAACUGGGUCAUGACAGCUGCUCACUGUGUGGACAGCCAGAUGACUUUCCGUGUGGCCUUUGGAGAUCACAACCUGAGCCAGAACGAUGGCACCGAGCAGUUCAUGAGUGUGCAGAAGGUUGUGGUGCACCCCAACUGGAACAGGAACAACGUGGCUGCAGGCUAUGACAUCGCCCUGCUGCGCUUGGCCCAGAGUGUUCCACUCAAUAACUACGUCCAGCUGGGUGUUCUGCCCCAGGAGGGAAGCACCCUGGCUAACAAUACUCCCUGCUACAUCACAGGCUGGGGGAAAACCCAAACCAAUGGGCAGGUGUCUCAGACCCUGCAGCAGGCCUACCUGCCCAGCGUGGACUAUGCCAUCUGCUCCGGCUCCUCCUACUGGGGCCCCAUGGUGAAGAGGACCAUGGUGUGUGCUGGUGGGGACGGGAUUCGCUCCGGAUGCCAGGGUGACUCUGGCGGUCCCCUCCACUGCUUGGUGAAUGGCCAGUAUUCUGUGCACGGAGUCACCAGCUUUGUGUCCAGCCUGGGCUGUAACGUCUCCAGGAAGCCCACAGUCUUCACUCGAGUCUCUGCUUACAUCUCCUGGAUGAAUACUGUCAUGGCCUCCAACUGAACACUUUCCUGAGUCCACUGGCCUUCCCAAGAUGGUUCUUAGCUCUGUAAUAAGACCUGAUGUCAGCGAGAAGGAAGCAGGGUCGAGGUCAUCACUCAGUGGUAGAGCCAGGCCCUGGGUUCAUCCUCAGUAUGGGGGGGGGGGCAGGGGGGCAGAGGAGUGCUGGUGGUGCUCAGCCAUAGAGGUUCCCCUAGUGUGCAAGAAGCUCUGGGUUGGGUCACCAGCACCUGGGGCAAAGGAGGAGGUGAUGAAAACAAGUGUAAGCCUAUUGAACCAGAUACAGAAAGGCGAAUAAAACUGAAUGGAUUAUCAUACUGUAUG